GUCUCUGGUUAUUGUGGCCUCCUAAUCGGAAGUCCUAUAAUUUUGUACGAGAUCAUAGCAUUUGUUCUCCCUGGUUUAACCAAGGAUGAGCGGAAAUUCCUAGGGCCCAUUGUUUUGGGUUCUUCAGUUCUGUUCUACCUUGGCAUUUUAUUCUCCUACACUGUUCUUGCUCCAGCAGCAUUGAACUUCUUCGUGAAUUAUGCCGAAGGAGCGGUGGAAUCGAUAUGGUCAAUAGACCAGUACUUUGAGUUCGUACUUGUGCUUCUGUUCAGCACAGGAUUAUCUUUUCAGGUCCCUGUGAUCCAGCUGUUGCUGGGGCAAGUUGGACUGGUUUCCAGCGAACAAAUGCUCUCAAUCUGGAGGUAUGUUGUUGUUGGUGCGGUGGUUGCUGCGGCUGUGCUUACGCCCUCGACUGAUCCCUUGACUCAGAUGCUUUUGGCGGGUCCACUGCUUGGUCUGUACUUGGGUGGUGCGUGGAUGGUCAGGCUAACUGGGCGCUAACUGCAACAAGCGUUGUAGUGAUUGGGUAUUGUGUUAGUGUACUACUAGAAAUCAUAGCCGUGUUGAUUGGUCCAAGUGGUCACCGUCCCCCACUGUAACAUAGUCUUGUAUAAAAUUAAUUCGGCUGCUUCUCAUCUACGAGCACAUUAUUUGGCCCUCUUC
Messenger RNA from Triticum urartu, 663 nucleotides. NCBI's taxonomy places the organism in Eukaryota, Viridiplantae, Streptophyta, Magnoliopsida, Poales, Poaceae. The record is from RefSeq and is a predicted model, not a curated record.